GCUGUGGGCAGGGGACUGGCUGGCUGCAUUAGAAUGGCAGGCGGUUUUCUGGGUCUCCGGGGUCUCUUCCUUGUCCUCUUACUCCAUCAGACGGAGCAGUCAGUAUUUCUUACUGCCUCAAAAGCAAAUGAAGUUCUGGUAAGAUGGAAGCGUGCUGGCUCCUAUCUUUUGGAAGAGAUAUUUCAGGGAAAUUUGGAAAAAGAAUGCUAUGAAGAAAUUUGUGUUUAUGAAGAAGCAAGAGAAGUGUUUGAAAACAACAUAGCAACUGAGACAUUUUGGGAAGGGUAUAUGGGUGGCACCCAGUGUCUCUCCCAACCCUGCCUGAACAAUGGAUCAUGCCAAGACAACAUCCGCAGUUAUACCUGCUACUGCUCCAGUGGCUACGAGGGGAGGAACUGUGCCUACGAGAAAUGUGCAUGUGGAAUCCUGAGUUCUGAAUACAUCAUGAGACUAAAAAAUGAAAACAACCAGAUUCUUCCAAUUUUCCCAUGGCAGGUAAAACUAACAGAUUUCAAAGGAAAUGCCUUCUGUGGUGGUGUUAUCCUACAGGAAAACUUUGUGCUGACAACUGCAACUUGCUCACUCAUGCACAGUAAUAUGAGUGUGACAACAAAUUUUAACAGAAAGAGUAAUAGCUCACUGACAACGAAGGUGAAGAGAAUUCAUGUGCACAUGCGGUACAACGAAGAGACUGGCGAAAAUAACGUGUCCCUGCUAGAGCUGGAGGAGCCCAUUCAGUGCCUCAGCUCGGGGCUUCCAGUCUGCCUACCCGAAAAUGACUUCGCCGAGCACAUUCUGCUGCCAAAGAAUGUGGGCCUGGUCAGCGGUUGGACACUUACUGGGAAUGAAUCACGCGCCUCACUAAUGAAGGUGCUGGUUUCACAGUUUAAUGGGGAGGACUGUGGGAGAGCACUCAAUGUGACAGUCACCACCAGAAUGUAUUGUGAGAAGAGUCCCUUCAUAACGGGACAGUGGAUGGAGGGAAGCAUUGUCACAAGACCAUACAAAGGCACUUGGUUUUUGACGGGGAUUAUGCACACGUCAUCAACAAAAGAGUAUGGACAGGUAUUUCUCUUCACCAAGAUUUCAAGAUACUCGCUCUGGUUUCGACAAAUAAUGAACUAAUUAAAACUCAGCUAAAUGGAAAAAGAAUCAAUACGUGGUGAAAUUCCAAAUUGUAUCGGCAACCCUGGGGAUAAAGUGGGAUUGUUAGCUCUGUGAGGCUGCCACAGCUCCAGGACAGCCAAGUCAGCUAACAUGAUCAAGGUUACUGCGUGUUCAAUCAUUAGCGUUGUGCUAUUUCUUUCGUUAGAAUUUUUCAAAGAUCUAAACAGAGACCUGGCUUAGAUACAUUGAGUAAUAAAAUAACAUACAUUUGUUAGUAAUAAAACUGGACUUUCUAAAAUGA
Molecule: messenger RNA, 1408 nt
Organism: Echinops telfairi (small Madagascar hedgehog)
Lineage: Eukaryota; Metazoa; Chordata; Mammalia; Afrosoricida; Tenrecidae
Gene: PROZ
Product: protein Z, vitamin K dependent plasma glycoprotein
Exons: 7
Coding region: 34-1125 (363 amino acids)
Biological process (GO): proteolysis
Cellular component (GO): extracellular region
Molecular function (GO): calcium ion binding; serine-type endopeptidase activity
Source: RefSeq, a predicted model, not a curated record